Messenger RNA from Anoplopoma fimbria (sablefish), 3622 nucleotides. RefSeq names its product dymeclin (gene dym). Bases 280 to 2289 code for a protein of 669 amino acids. Gene Ontology annotation, cellular component: Golgi apparatus. Gene Ontology annotation, biological process: Golgi organization. The transcript has 17 exons. The record is from RefSeq and is a predicted model, not a curated record. NCBI's taxonomy places the organism in Eukaryota, Metazoa, Chordata, Actinopteri, Perciformes, Anoplopomatidae.
AUUACGCAAGGGGUGGCGACGUGGAAAACAUGGAGGAAAGGAGUAUGUAGAGUAAACUAAAUACUCUCAAAUCACCCUGAGUUUCAAGGGUUUGCGUUUGGAAAUUACACUUAAGGACAAAACCAUCAGUCAGUGUAGAAACCAGUCGCGUCUGAACAGUCCUGGGAAUCCACAGAGGCACAGAAACUACGAGAAGCAUUUAUGACAGGAUUUGGCAUAUGCCUGGUGAAAAAGCAGUGAAGAGUGGUGAGUCUGGCUGAGCGGAGCCAGUAGAGAGAGAUGGGAGCAAACACCAGCCAGGUCAGUGACCUGUCCGACAACCCCAGCCUCAAGGCCCUGGUGGGAACCGAAUCCAUAUCGGAGAAUGAUCCUUUCUGGAACCAGCUCAUCUCCUUCACCUUCAUCAGUCCCACCAGCAGUGGAGACUCCAAGUUACUGGAAGAGGCUGUCAUCCCUCUCGCCAAGAUCUUCAUUGAUAACAAUCCCAGAACGGGGAACUUUGGCGCUCUUGUUCGAGUUUUUCUGGGAAGAACCAAAGAGCUGAAAAUCUCAACAGAAUGCCAAGAUCAGCUGUUUAUCUGGCAGGCCCACAAUGCACUGUUCAUGAUUCGCUGCCUGCUCAAGGUGUUCAUCAGGGAGAUGAGCGAAGAGGAGCUGCACCUACAGUUCUCCUACCAGGAGAGGGCGCUAGGCUCCUGUGGAGAAACAGGCGGCGAGGACCUCCUGGAGGAGCUGUUGUCCAACCUGAUCCACCUGAUCGUAGAAGUGCCCCUGCUUGACAUCACCUAUAGCAUCCUAUUUGAAGCAGUGACCACGCUGCUGGUGUUCUUCUCCUACCAACUCUUCCACAAAGACAUCCUCCGAGAUGGAUUAAUCUACCAGCACAUCAUGAAGGGACGAUGUCUGCCUUUAACCAGUCGUCUGGUGAAGACCCUCCUCUAUAACUUCAUCAGGCAGGAGAAAUGUCCGCCUCCAUCAACCCACGUCUUUGAGCCAAAAGCUGAAGGAGGCCUGCUUUAUGGCCUGGCGUCAGGGGUGGCAAGUGGGCUGUGGAGUGUCUUCACAUUAGGUGGAGCCGGCAGCAAAGUAGGGAUAGACCAGGAGCACAACCCGUUACCGUUGUCCAAUCAGAGCCUUCUGUUACUGCUGGUCCUGGCCAAUCUGACAGAUGGGCCUGACUGGCCCAACCCCUACCGCCAGGCCAUCACUUGUUUCAGAAACACACAAGACACGUCGUCAUUGUCCGUGGAGCAACCUCACACGUUCCAGAUCAACUUCAACAGUCUGUACACGGCGCUGUGUGAGCAGCAGCGCUCCGACCAGGCCACGCUUCUGCUGUACACCCUCCUCCACCAGAACCCCAACAUGAGGACAUACAUGCUCUCCAGAACCGACAUGGACAAUCUGGUGUUACCCAUCCUGGAGAUCCUUUACCACGUGGAGGACAGAAAUUCUCAUCACGUCUACAUGGCCCUCAUUAUCCUUCUCAUCCUCACAGAGGACGACUCCUUCAACCGCUCCAUCCAUGAGGUGGUAUUGAAGAACGUCACGUGGUACUCGGAGAGAACGUUGACAGAGAUCUCGCUUGGCAGUUUGCUCAUCCUGGUGGUCAUCCGCACCAUCCAGUUCAACAUGACCCGGACAAGGGAUAAGUACCUCCACACCAACUGUCUUGCUGCACUUGCCAACAUGUCAGCCCAGUUUCGAUGUCUCCACCAGUACGCUGCCCAGCGCAUCAUCAGUUUGUUUGCUUUGCUUUCCAAAAAGCACAACAAGGUUUUGGAGCAGGCAACACAGUCUCUGAGAGGCAGACAGGGAGACAACACAGCCUUGCCCGACUAUGCCCAGGACCUGAAUGUGAUUGAGGAGGUGAUCCGCAUGAUGCUGGAAAUCAUCAACUCUUGCUUGUGCAGCUCUCUACACCACAACCCGAACCUGGUGUACGCGCUGCUCUACAAGAGGGAGCUCUUUGAGCAGUUCAGGACGCACCCGUCCUUCCAGGACAUCAUGAUGAACCUGGACACGGUGAUCGGCUUCUUCAGUCAGCGUCUGGAGCAGGCUGGAAGUGACCUGUCUGUCGAGAGGGUUCAGGAAGUCAUCAUGAAAGGAGCCCAGGCCCUGCCCACAGACAGACUGAAGAAGUUUCCGGAGCUCAAGUUUAAGUACGUGGAGGAAGACCAGCCGGAGGAUUUCUUCAUCCCUUACGUCUGGUCCCUGGUCUUCAACUCCGGAGUCGGCCUCAACUGGAGCCCGCAUGGCAUCGAGCUGUUCAGCAUGGACUCUGGCUGAAACACCUGCUGCAACAGACUUCCCUGUGUCUUCAUCCCCGUUCAGUAUAGGAAAAAAAAAAUAAGGACUGACGGCAUGUGUGUGAGUGUGUGAGUGCGUGUGUGUGUGUUUGGGUGGGUGGGUGUGUGCGCAUUGCCCUUUAUAGUAUGUGCACGCUGCUUUGAAAGUGCCUCGACCUUGUACAGACUGGUAUUUCUUUUUAUGCAGCACAACUUCUUUUCUCUUCUCAUAUCAUAAAAGAAUCCUCUGCUUCAACACUGUGGAGCUUCAUCUGUACUGGUUAACAGUUCACACAGUAGCGACCGCUUACCUGAGGUCAGUCCUGGAGGGAUUACCGAUUUAACACCUGAGCAGCUUCACCUGCUUCCACAGCACAUGCAGAGUUACAAGUCUUCUGUAAAAUGUUCUGUUAUUCUGAGGAGCUCAGGACACCGGCGUUGGAUAAUCCGUUUUUUUUUUUUCUUUCUUGCUUACAAAGAAAAGGUCAAUUAAAACACACGUACCUAAAUGUUACACUGCUCUGGUUAAUUUACUGCUGCACUGAACGCUAAGAAAUAGUAUCAACUUCAUAUUCAAGACCCACAACAUACAUUAAUGAAUAACUUAUAUGAUAUUGAGUUUUAACUAUCUCAUGAAUUUGCUUUUUAUUUUGACCAACAUUGUUCUCUGGAUACAAUUGGUUUGUAUAAAAUAUUUGUGUUUGUGAAAUAAAAUUUAGAUAAGGGUCAGAGAAAAGAAAGAAGGUGAUCACCAACAGAAAGUCUUCUGUUUUGUUGUAACAUGCAUGGAUUUCAGAUUUCAGUACAUCAGUGUUGCUUGAUGGCCCCUUUCCAAUAACCCACCUUAAAUUACACUAUAAUUAAGGCUUAAGUUCAGUUCCUGGAUAAUAUAAGCAGUCCACAUCGCUCUUGUUCAUGUGAUUUCCAUCUCGUUUAUGUGACUGUUGUGUCUUUAGUUGUUUCCUUUUUUUCUCCUGAUGCUAGGCAAGUACUCCAACUAGGAUAAGUCAUUGAACCUCAUGUCCUGUUGUGCAUAAUUACAGUUGAUUUGACUCUUUGAUUUGUAACUUUAUUUGCAUGUUUAACUAGAGACUUUGUAUUAAAUUAUUUAUUUUCAUGUAUAUGUUUUUCUUUUUUUUUUACAUUUUCAGCCCUCCCAAAUGUAAAUAGUAGUAUUACUUAAAUGACUACUACUAUGAAAGAAAAACGGUGGUACUCUACAUGAUUCUUCCCAGGGUGGAAAACUGGCUUUAUAUUAUUACAUAUAAUAUGACAACAUCUGUCAUUUUGUGGCGAUAUUACUUUGGAAAUAGGAGUUUAAAUAAAAAUAUGAA